GCAUUGUAUCAGUGAAAAUUCUGCUGCGGAUAGAGCAUUGUUUUUUAAAACCUGGGAGAUGCUAUUUAAGGAUAUAUGUGUUCCUUUCAAAUUAUUAGUUAAAUGUUGCGGAAGUGCUGCUGAAAGGGCCAGAGAUGCAAGGAUUUGGGACACAUUUUGAACCUUUAAGCUGUCUGACAUUGACCUCCUUUUAUUAUUAAUAAAGAAGAAGCAGGAGCUUAGGAUGUAUUAACACCAGUUCAUUUAUAUACUAACCGGACAGUGUUCUGCAACAAUUCUACAUUGUAAAGAACUGGAUUGGCACAAAAUAAAAUAAUUUCAUAUUAUACUCAGCUUAUAAUAUGACUCGAUGGAGGAAAAUUUGAUAAGCAUGAGGGAAGACCAUUCUUUUCAUGUUCGUUACAGAAUGGAAGCUUCUUGCCUGGAGCUGGCCUUGGAAGGGGAGCGGCUGUGUAAAUCAGGAGACUGCCGUGCUGGGGUGUCCUUCUUUGAAGCUGCAGUUCAAGUUGGAACUGAGGACCUAAAAACACUCAGUGCUAUUUACAGCCAGCUGGGCAAUGCUUAUUUCUAUUUGCAUGAUUAUGCCAAAGCAUUAGAAUACCACCAUCACGAUUUAACUCUUGCAAGGACUAUUGGAGACCAGCUGGGGGAAGCCAAAGCUAGUGGUAAUCUGGGAAACACCUUAAAAGUUCUUGGAAAUUUUGAUGAAGCCGUAGUUUGUUGUCAGCGACACCUAGAUAUUUCCAGAGAACUUAAUGACAAGGUGGGAGAAGCAAGAGCACUUUACAAUCUUGGAAAUGUGUAUCAUGCCAAAGGGAAGAGUUUUGGCUGCCCUGGUCCUCAAGACGCAGGUGACUUUCCGGAAGAAGUGAGAAGCGCUCUGCAGGCAGCUGUGGAUUUUUAUGAGGAAAACCUGUCACUAGUGACUGCUUUGGGUGACAGAGCUGCCCAAGGACGUGCCUUUGGAAAUCUUGGAAACACACAUUACCUCCUUGGCAACUUCAGGGAUGCUGUGAUAGCUCAUGAGCAGCGUCUCCUUAUAGCAAAAGAAUUUGGGGAUAAAGCAGCUGAAAGAAGAGCAUACAGCAAUCUUGGAAAUGCAUACAUAUUUCUUGGUGAAUUUGAAAUGGCCUCUGAAUACUACAAAAAGACACUGCUGUUGGCUCGGCAGCUGAAAGACAGAGCUGUGGAAGCACAGUCUUGUUACAGCCUCGGAAACACAUACACGCUGCUUCAAGACUAUGACAAGGCCAUCGACUACCAUCUGAAGCACUUAGCAAUUGCUCAGGAGCUAAAAGACAGAAUUGGUGAAGGAAGAGCGUGUUGGAGCUUAGGAAACGCCUACACAGCCCUAGGAAAUCAUGAGCAAGCCAUGCAUUUUGCUGAAAAGCACUUGGAAAUUUCAAGAGAGGUUGGGGACAGAAGCGGUGAGCUGACAGCGCGGCUGAAUCUCUCAGAUCUCCAGAUGGUUCUCGGUCUGAGCUACAGCACAAAUAAUUCAGUAAUGUCUGAAAAUGUUGAAAUUGAUGACAACUUGCACGGUGCACGACCCAAGUUUGGACGCCGACACAGUAUGGAAAACAUGGAACUUAUGAAGUUAACACCAGAAAAGGUACAGAACUGGAACAGUGAAAUCCUUGCUAAACAAAAACCUCUCAUUGCCAAACCUUCUGCUAAGCUACUGUUUGUCAACAGAUUGAAGGGGAAAAAAUACAAAACUAGUUCCUCCACUAAAGUUCUCCAAGAUGCCAGUAACUCUGAGCACCGAAUUCCAAAUUCCCAGAGGAAACUCAGUGCAGAUACUAUUGGAGAUGAAGGGUUUUUUGACCUGUUAAGCCGAUUUCAGAGCAACCGGAUGGAUGAUCAGAGGUGCUGCUUACAAGAGAACUGUGGGACAGCUUCAAGCGCAGCUCCGUCCACUCCCCCGAGAGUGAUGCUAAAAACACCAUCUGUGUCCGUGGUGUCCCCCAACACGGAUGAGUUUCUAGAUCUUCUUGCCAGCUCACAGAGCCGCCGCCUGGACGACCAGAGGGCCAGCUUCAGUAAUUUGCCAGGCCUUCGUCUGACACAAAACAAUAACCAGUCAGUCCUGGGCCACCUGAUGACUAAUGACAACAAGGAGCCUGAUGAAGACUUCUUUGACAUCCUUGUAAAAUGUCAAGGGUCCAGAUUAGACGAUCAAAGAUGUGCUCCACCACCAGCUGCCACAAAGGGACCAACGGUACCAGACGAGGACUUUUUUAGCCUUAUUUUACGGUCUCAGGCUAAAAGAAUGGAUGAACAGAGAGUUCUUUUACAAAGAGAUCAAAACAGAGACACUGCAUUUGGGCUGAAGGACUGUUUGCAAAGUGAUGCUCUGUUGGAAUUUAAAAAUUCAGGAAGAAAGGCUACAAAAACUCAGAGGCGGCUCUUUCUCAAAGAGGAGGUCAACAACCAAUUUCAUGUGCAAAGAACCAACUGGAAGCAGGGCCUUACUUGAAAUCAUUGCCAUGGC
Molossus molossus (Pallas's mastiff bat) is the source of this 2494-nucleotide messenger RNA. It is a transcript of the gene GPSM2, whose product is annotated as G protein signaling modulator 2. NCBI's taxonomy places the organism in Eukaryota, Metazoa, Chordata, Mammalia, Chiroptera, Molossidae. The record is from RefSeq and is a predicted model, not a curated record. The transcript is spliced from 16 exons. Gene Ontology annotation, molecular function: protein binding; GTPase regulator activity. Bases 350 to 2479 code for a protein of 709 amino acids.